Molecule: messenger RNA, 1314 nt
Organism: Helianthus annuus (common sunflower)
Lineage: Eukaryota; Viridiplantae; Streptophyta; Magnoliopsida; Asterales; Asteraceae
Product: autism susceptibility gene 2 protein homolog
Exons: 1
Coding region: 1-1314 (437 amino acids)
Source: RefSeq, a predicted model, not a curated record
AUGUUGUCAUCCGAGAGCGGAUUGUCCUAUACUGAUGACCCUUUGGCUAUUGUUUCCGAUGAUGAGAUCGCCCCGGAGCCAGAGAUCUUUACAUCCGAUACUGAGAGUGACCCAGAUAUGCUAUCUGACGAUGACGACGACUUUCAGCCGUUUACGUUGCCUCAUUUUGGAGACGACUUACCGCUUGCUGAUGGUAUUCCAGAAGAGGAUCCUUUUGUUAUUCCCAUUCCAGUCCACGAUCAUCUUAUCAUCGGGCAUCCCGAUGGUGAGCAUAUUGUGGCACCGAUCCUCGCUCAUGUUCCUUUAAUGGUCAUCCCUCCUGAGGAUUGGCUUUUUGAUGAUCUGUUUGACGAUGAUUUUGAUCUAUGUGUUGAUGGUCCUCCCGAUGACGCCCAUGGCGAUGGAGAGCUAGAUGAGGACGUUGUUGCUAGUCCACUUCCUGAGAUCCCUGUUAUUGAGAUUUCCUCUGACUCUAGUUUGCACUAUGUCUCAGAUUCCUUUGAGUCUGUGACUUCAUCCGCCUUGCAGGCAGUUGGAUUACGACGCUAUGCCACUGAUUCUGAUGAUGAUGCGGCCAUGUCAGCUGCACCACCCCCUCCACACGAGCUUGAGCCUGGUCUUGAGCCAGAUUUUGUUCCUGUUGAUCAGCCUGAUGUUGCACCUGCUGAUCCUGAGCCGAUACCUAAUCCUGAACCUUUACCUGAUCAUGACCCUAUUCCUUUUGGCAUACCUGACAUUGCACCCCUCAUACCUGACCGAGUUCCUGCACCCGUUGACCCUCCUGUUAUUAAGCCAUUCAUUCCUCCACUAGCACGUGCACCCGCUGAUGUUGCUCCUUUUCUCCCAGUGGAGUCUGAUGUUCAUCGUGUUGAUUUACCCAUUGUUUUCUUACAGGACAUAUCCGCACCCCGUCCAGGGGAAGGCACUUCAGGCCAGCAGCCUAGUCAUGACUCUCAUGUUUCAGCAGCUUUCCCACACAUACCUCAGUCUGCACCUUUGGCUCCUUUUACUUCUUCACCACUUGAUGAGCCAUUCCGAUGGUUCCCACCAUACACCAUGCCGAUUUCAGAUCCCUACCAUCCCUCGCACUUUGCUGGUUAUACAUGGGAUGACUUACUUUUAUCACCGCAGCUUCAGUUUGAGAUCAUGAGUCGUAGGAUUUUGGAGCUUGAGAUGACACAGCGUCCUUUGCCAUGUCCGUGUCAGCCUGCUUUUGUUCCCCCUCGCUCAUCACCGUCUCCGUUUUCACAUCCUCCUGCACCUCUCACUCCAUUUCCAGAGUUUGAUACUCUAUUUCUUACCGUCGAGCAGUAG